AUGGGCACCUCCGAGGCCGCACCGCCGCCGUUCGCGCGCGUCGCCCCCGCGCUCUUCAUCGGGAAUGCACGAGCCGCGGGUGCGACGGAGCUGCUGGUGCGCGCAGGCAUCACUCUGUGUGUCAACGUCUCCCGCCAGCAGCCCGGGCCGCGCGCACCCGGAGUGGCCGAGCUGCGCGUACCCGUGUUCGACGACCCAGCUGAGGACCUCCUGACGCACCUGGAGCCCACCUGUGCCGCCAUGGAGGCUGCGGUGCGCGACGGUGGCUCCUGCCUCGUGUACUGCAAGAACGGCCGCAGCCGCUCAGCGGCCGUCUGCACCGCCUACCUCAUGCGGUACCGCGGCCUCCGCCUGGAGCGCGCCUUCCAGUUGGUGAAGAGCGCCCGCCCGGAAGCCGAGCCCAACUUGGGUUUCUGGGCUCAGCUGCAGAAGUAUGAACAGACCCUCCAGGCCCAGGCCCUCCUGCCCGGGGAAUCCGCUGAUCCCGAGUAAGCCGCACCGUUCAGCUGCUGGUUAGCCAAGAGUCUACGCUGAAAGAGGAUUUCUUCCUUCCUUUUCCACUAGGCUGCUGGCCUCGGGUGUUGCCCCCUCUUGAUAGUAAUACAGAAAUGUGUUCUGAA
Molecule: messenger RNA, 620 nt
Organism: Psammomys obesus (fat sand rat)
Lineage: Eukaryota; Metazoa; Chordata; Mammalia; Rodentia; Muridae
Gene: Dusp28
Product: dual specificity phosphatase 28
Exons: 2
Coding region: 1-492 (163 amino acids)
Biological process (GO): protein dephosphorylation
Cellular component (GO): cytoplasm
Molecular function (GO): protein tyrosine/serine/threonine phosphatase activity
Source: RefSeq, a predicted model, not a curated record